CAUACAAUCGAGGGCUGGGAGCUGAAGGCCGCUGAGCGCGAGGCCUGCCGCCUGACCCUGGUCCGAAGGGGCGUACAGUCUGAGUUAAUAAUCCAGUAUUAUGAAAAGGAGAUGCCCACACAAGAUGUCAUUCCUAUUAAUAGCCACUUUAAAUGUAUACAAGAAGCAGCAGAAACUCUACUGAUUGACAUAGCAGCCAACACUCCCUGCAAAAUUCGGAUCCAGGGUGACUGGAUCGGAGAGCGUCUCUUUGAAAUCCCUGACGAGGACCAGUGCUUGGCUUUUCUUACAGACAUCCUUGCUGCUCAGGAAGCUCAUAAACCAACUUCAGUUCCUGAGUUCAGGGAGUCAACCAGCUGGUACCAGAAAUUAGACGUUUCAGAAAAAACUCCCAGUGAAACUGAUGUUUCAGGCAUGCUUGGAUUUGAAGACAAUUUUACUGAAAUGAGCUUGGAGAAGAAAAGAAAUAUUCACAAUAAGCAGAUGAGGACUCGUCGGGAGCCACCACCACCACCCAGCCAAACAAGCAAAUCGUUUUUACGUGAGAAGGAAGUUGGAGGCAGAGACCAGCCUAAAGUGAGCAGUACCAUGCGUAAGCUCUUUGUGCCCACCUCUCAGUCUGGACAGCGAGAGGGGCUCAUCAGACACAUUCUGGCAAAGCGAGAGAAAGAAUAUGUGAAUCUUCAAACAUUCAGGUUUUUUGUUGGAACAUGGAAUGUGAAUGGGCAGUCUCCAGACAGCGCUUUGGAACCCUGGCUCAAUUGUGAUACGGAUCCUCCAGAUAUUUACUGCCUUGGGUUUCAAGAACUGGAUUUAAGCACAGAAGCUUUCUUCUACUUUGAGUCCACAAAGGAGCAGGAAUGGCUAACGUCUGUGGACAGAGCCUUACACUAUAAAUGCAAGUAUAAGAAAGUUCAGUUGGUUCGCCUGGUUGGAAUGAUGCUCCUUAUAUUUGCCAAGAAGGACCAAUGUAAAUACCUCCAUGAUGUUGUGACUGAAACUGUGGGAACGGGACUCAUGGGGAAAAUGGGUAACAAAGGUGCUGUUGCUGUGCGGUUUUUGUUCCACAACACUACAUUUUGCAUUGUCAAUUCCCAUCUGGCUGCCCACGUGGAAGACUUUGAACGUCGAAACCAGGAUUAUAAAGACAUCUGUUCCCGAAUGACUUUCUUGGUCCCAAAUCAGGGCCAUCUAAACAUCAUGAAGCAUGAUGUUGUCAUCUGGUUGGGAGAUUUGAACUAUAGACUCUGCAUGUCUGAUGCCAACGAGGUGAAAACUCUUAUUAACAGGAACGAACUUCCCAGGCUCUUGAAACUGGACCAGCUGAACAUUCAACGUUCUCACAAGAAAGCAUUUGCUGACUUCACAGAAGGUGAAAUUCGUUUCAUGCCCACCUACAAGUUUGACCCAAAAACAGACAGAUGGGAUUCCAGUGGGAAAUGUCGCACUCCAGCAUGGUGUGAUCGAAUCCUUUGGAGAGGGACUAAUGUUAAUCAGCAACGCUACUGGAGUCACAUGGAACUUAAAACCAGUGACCACAAACCUGUCAGUUCUCUCUUCCUCAUUGGAGUGAAGGUUGUAGAUGACCGAAGAUACCGGAAGGUAUUUGAGGACAGUGUUCGUAUCAUGGACAGAAUGGAAAAUGAUUUUCUUCCUUCAUUAGAACUCAGCAAGAGGGAAUUUGUAUUUGAGAAGGUGAAAUUCCGUCAGCUCCAGAAACAGAAAUUCCAGGUCACCAACAAUGGCCAAGUGCCCUGUCAUUUUUCCUUCAUCCCGAAGCUCAGCGACAGCCAAUACUGCAAGCCCUGGCUUCGGGCUGAGCCCUGUGAGGGCUACUUGGAACCAAAUGAGACGGUCGACAUUUCCUUGGAUGUCUAUGUCAGUAAGGACUCAGUGACACUCCUGAAUUCAGGGGAAGAUAAGAUCGAAGAUAUUCUUGUCCUUCACCUGGACCGAGGUAAAGAUUACUUCCUGACCAUCAGUGGAAGUUACCUCCCAAGCUGCUUUGGCACCUCCUUAGAAGCUCUGUGCCGAAUGAAAAGACCCAUUAGAGAAGUUCCUGUCACCAAGCUCAUUGACCUGGGAGAAGACAGCUUCAUAGAAAAGGAGAGUCCUCUUCUGCCUUUGGCUCCUCUGGAGGGGAAUGCCAGCGAGAGACCCCUUCAGAUUCCCAAAGAAAUCUGGCUUUUGGUGGAUCACUUAUAUAAGAACGGCUGUCAACAGGAGGACCUAUUCCAGACUCCCGGAAUGCAGGAAGAGUUACAGCAGAUCAUCGAUUGUCUGGAUACCAGCAUUCCUGAGACAAUCCCUGGCAGCAAUCACUCCGUGGCUGAAGCACUCCUCAUCUUCCUGGAGGCCCUUCCAGAACCUGUGAUCUGUUAUGAGCUGUAUCAGAGAUGCCUCGACUAUUCACAUGACCCCCGCCUCGCCCGACAGGUGGUUUCACAUCUCCCAAGGUGCCACAGAAGCGUUUUCCGGUAUCUGAUGUCUUUCCUCCGGGAGCUCUUAAAGCACUCUAAAGCAAACAACGUCAACAUCAACAUGAUUGCCAACCUCUUUUCUGGUCUCCUGCUACGGCCUUCACCUAAUCUGAUGGUGAGACAGACUGCCAACGAUCGUCAACAUGCUAUCCAGUUUCUCCUCGGGUUCCUGCUUAGCGGUGACGAAGACUAAUUCUCCUCACCUUGCGUCCUCCACCCCCUUCCCAAGGUUCUAGCACGGAGGAUCACUAGCUUUGAAUAUUAAGAAUUAGUUGAAGGAGUUUUUGCCACCAGGAGAGUUUCAUGGCUUUGUAGCUGCUGGCUAUUGAAAAAUCGACAGUUUACAGUACUUAGAGGAGUCUUCUAAUAACUCCUCCACCCACCAGAACACAAAUUACUGGUCCUGAUUCAUUAGAGAAUUUUAGACUCAACAUGUUGCCAAGCCAAAGUUUCCACAUUUUGGUAGUUACAUGCUUUAUCUUUAUGGAGCAAAGAGAUCUGUAUUAAUACUCCAGUGUUCUCCCAAUCCGUGUGUUGCCCAGCUCUGACUGUCCUGUCUGUGCUUAGCACCCUAGACUUGGGGUCUGAGAUGUGAACAUUCUAAGCUGAUAUGCACUAUUGCUUUAGAUGA
This is a messenger RNA of Gracilinanus agilis (Agile Gracile Mouse Opossum), 3111 nucleotides long. It is a transcript of the gene OCRL, whose product is annotated as OCRL inositol polyphosphate-5-phosphatase. Gene Ontology annotation, molecular function: phosphatidylinositol-4,5-bisphosphate 5-phosphatase activity; inositol phosphate phosphatase activity. Gene Ontology annotation, cellular component: cytoplasm; membrane. The annotation marks the transcript as partial. The record is from RefSeq and is a predicted model, not a curated record. The transcript is spliced from 23 exons. Gene Ontology annotation, biological process: phosphatidylinositol dephosphorylation; signal transduction. NCBI's taxonomy places the organism in Eukaryota, Metazoa, Chordata, Mammalia, Didelphimorphia, Didelphidae.